ACGCAGCGACUGGAGGACGACUCGAGGUUGAGCCAGGAGCAUCCAGAAGCUCUGGGAUGGACAACCAGACGUCGUCUGCUCCUGUAAAGGAUUCAUGCACGUACCAUGAAGAGUUCAAGCAGAUCCUGCUGCCAGUGGUGUAUUCCGUGGUCUUCGUGGUGGGGCUGCCCUUGAACUUUGUGGUCAUCGUCCAGAUCUGGCUGUCCCGGAAGGUCCUGACUCGCACCAUGAUCUACAUGCUGAACCUGGCAGUGGCCGAUCUGCUCUACGUCUGCUCCCUCCCGCUUCUGAUCUACAACUACUCCCAGAAGGACUACUGGCCCUUUGGGGACUUCACCUGCCGCUUCGUGCGCUUCCAGUUCUACACCAACCUGCACGGCAGCAUCCUCUUCCUGACCUGCAUCAGCGUCCAGCGCUACCUGGGCAUCUGCCACCCGCUCUCCACCUGGCACAAAAAACGGGGGAAAAGGUUCACUUGGGUCGUGUGCGCCCUGGUCUGGAUUGUGGUCACCGCUCAGUGCCUGCCCACUUUCCUCUAUGCGUCCACCGGCAUCCAGAGGAACCGGACCGUGUGCUACGACCUGAGCACGCCGGAAAACUCGGCCAGGUACUUCCCUUACGGCAUCGCCCUGACCGUCACGGGGUUCUUGAUCCCCUUCGUCUUCAUCGUGGGGUGCUACUGCAGCAUGACCAAGAUCCUCUGCCAGAAGGACGAAAUGAUCGGGCUGGCCGUCCGCAAGAAGAAGGACAAAGCCAUCCGGAUGAUUGUCAUCGUGGUCCUGGUCUUCGCCAUCAGCUUCUUCCCCUUCCACCUGACGAAGACCAUCUACCUGAUCGUCCGCUCCUUUCCCGAGGUCCACUGCCUUACCCGUCAGGCCUUCGCGAUCACCUACAAAUGCACCCGUCCUUUUGCUAGCAUGAACAGCGUCCUGGAUCCCAUCCUCUUCUACUUCACCCAACGAAAGUUUCGGGAAAGUACUCGGCACUUACUGGAUAAAGUCAGUUCCAAGUGGAAGCACGAUUCUUGAUGGACAGAACGGGUGGCAUCUGGAAGAGUAUCUGCUCCCGCACCAAGGACAGGCCAGGGGUCUUCCGCUUUGGCACCAUCCCGUAGGCAGCCUCUUCUGUUCUUGGCAUCCUGUGGCCCAACCAGCAGCAGAAAAGGGCCCAUGGUCAGCUGGAGCUCAGAGGGCCAGCUCUGGAGGCAACGCCAGCCUCUGCAGAAGGUCCCUUCCCACGGAGAAGAGGAGCGAUAUUGUGUAAAUCCUGGCCUGGCCAUCCGUUCCUCUCUCUCUUAGGUUUGUGGCUGUCAUGAACUGUUCCUAACGUUUGGAAGGUGAUUCACUCCACAUCUGGCUGGGGAGACCUCUGGAUCCACCAUCUGUGGGAAGAGAGGCUACGCAGCAAAAUUAGAAGCAGAAACACCGAAGGCUGCUUUUAUCAAGUACCCUAACUGACACCGUUCGAAGGAAAAUCCCAAGCUAAUAUUUUUAACCAAACAGUCCAGAGGGGUCUCGAAGUCACAGCCCCGCAGCAAUACUUUGUAGGUGCUGACCUUGACAAAAUGAAUACUUUUACCCAGUCAUAAAGCCAAAUAUUGGCCUUCUGGUUAAUGAAAAACGUGGCCAGCUAAGUGCCAAAGUGAAAUGGCCCUGUUUCACAGCAAGGUGUUUGUUGGUUUUCAAUUUAAUAAAUGUACAGUGAAUGACAUACCACGAUACUCUUCAGCAGUGACUGACUAGAGAUUUUGGUAUCAAUGUAUGAAACGUCUCCAGAGCGGUGGCCUGUGAGCUCAUGAACUUGUCCCGAUGUGGCCUGUGAGAUACAUGGAUUUAAGGCCCUCCUGUGGGAGGGGGGGUCAACUACAGGAUCCAGAAGGGAUUAAAUACCCUGCUAAGAGCUCCUUAAGGGUCUCCAAACGUUACCCAUGGAUGGAUCCUUGAGAAGGGAUUUUGAUCGUGCCCACUAGGGUCAAAGCGUGUGCAGCGCCUUGCACAAGCGCUCUCCAUGCUGUACGCAUCCUGACAAAUCCUCCCAGCAACCAACUGGAAAUGGAUUGUGACUUAAAAGAAUGUUAUUUAUGCACUUAGUUUUAAAACGGGGCUUGGAUGCAGAGUUGGGCUGCCCCCAAAUUCUACCCUUGUGUCUUCUGGGUCUCCUGGCUCCAAGAAGUGUCUUGAGAAAAUGUACAUUGAGGUUUUAUUAUAUACAAUAAUUAAUAUAUAUGUGAAAUAUACAUUGGAUAUAUGGAUGCUGUGUUUCUUCCCUUCGCAUCCUUGGCCCAUCGCUCUUUGCUUUGGGGUGUGGUGUCUGCAGCUAGACUGCAGAAGGAUGGACCUUGUCAAGAAAGUAGAUCAAAUCUUCAGGCAUGAGCUCGGCCCAGCAGCCACUGGCCACUGUGGGUCACGGAUGGCCCUUUGCAGAUGCAUCCAGGGGGUCCCAAAACCAACAUUGCCUCCAUUCAGAUACAUUAAAAAUACAGUCCCCAAAUGCACGUUUGGGAUGCAGGUGAAUCUGAAAGGACCGAAAGAACAGUCUGGCCGGAUGAAUCGUAUUUAAUUAAUUGAAUCCUUUGAAUAAAAUGCAAACAGGCUGCGACUGUUCAGCCCAGAAAGGACAGUGACGUGCCGGCUGCUUUUCGUUUCAACUUCGGCACCCCCAUCAGGUGGAAAUUCCUACUUACAGUUCAGCAGCCUGUAAAGUGGUGAAGGGAGCCAGGAAGAGGCUUUUUAAAGAACGCAGUCGCCAUGACUGGCAGAGAAUUUCUCAUUUGCAGCAGUCAAGCUUUGGCGUGCCCUAGGAUGCAAGCCAUGGUUACUGCCCUUCUGACAGACACAUUGCAGACCUCCAAGGCGGCAUUCACACAACACGCCUAACCGGACUAGUGAGAUGGCGAAGGGCUGUAUUUGCAGCAUCUGCUAAGCUUGGUUGUUUCUAACACCGAUGCGUUGUUGGUUAAUUAGCACAUUCUGCAAACCUUUCCUGUUCGGUUCGUUUCUUACUCGAUCUCUUGCGCAAACCCUGAAUAUCGGGUGACUUGGUAACCAGGUUAAAUAUGUUGUGUGAAUGCAGCCACAGAAAUUUAUUUAUUUAUUUAUCGUAUUUAUAUAGCCGCCCAUCUCACACAAAGUGGCAAAUGGAAAGGGGAUUGGGGGAUUUUGUUGAGGUUGACCAAGAAGGGCUCGUAUUUCUCACUCCUUUGCAGAAACCAAUUUCUGCAGCCAAUUUGAGCAACUAUCGAAAGACCUCCAAAACUCCCAUUUGGGGCACGAUCCUGCACCAAAUGGCGAUUGGAGUAGAUUGACUUUGGCGUCCUUUUCAACAUUAUGUCUCUAGGAUCCUGUGAUUUAUUAGAUGUGCUAAUGCAAGAUGCUUUCCUAAGACCCACCGGCUGCAUUUGCAUAUCCCACUGAGCUUGGUCCCUUUUGUGGUUAAGCAUGUUUUACAAACGCAGCUCCCCCUUGGUUAGUGUAUUGGUCGUUGUCUUCUGCAAAUCCACAAAACAGGUGAAUUCAGUACCUAUUGUUGUGUGGUAUGAACCAAGCGUCUCCUUUUGCCUCCUAUUCCGCAACAUCUUUGAGUUUCGGGUUGAAAACUGCAUUGCAAACUUGGGGGGGAGGGAGAAGGGGAAUAUUGAGAUAGAGAUGGCCCCAGAUUUUGGGGAUUGCAGAUUGAGCACAGGUGGUCCUCAUUUAACAACCAUUCAUUUAGUGACCGUUCAAAGUUACAAUGGUGCUGAACAAAGG
This is a messenger RNA of Python bivittatus (Burmese python), 3746 nucleotides long. NCBI's taxonomy places the organism in Eukaryota, Metazoa, Chordata, Lepidosauria, Squamata, Pythonidae. The record is from RefSeq and is a predicted model, not a curated record.